Molecule: messenger RNA, 1236 nt
Organism: Blastocystis hominis
Lineage: Eukaryota; Bigyra; Opalinata; Blastocystidae
Exons: 3
Coding region: 1-1236 (411 amino acids)
Source: RefSeq, a predicted model, not a curated record
AUGACAUCGGAAUAUUCGUCUCAGUUAGAGCAGAAGGAGGACGAAAACCACCGGUUGACCAUCGCUCUCACAAACAUCAAUCGCGAAUUGGAAGCCACACGCGGAGAAAACGACGAUCUCUCCGCUCAGAUCGCUUCACUUCAAAAGAAAGCACAAGAGCAGGACGAGCAAAUCACGAAAGCUGAAAGCUCGGUGGAAGCUCUCACUGCGGAGGUCGAAAGACACAAGCGAUUGGAAGCCGAUCUUCGGCAACUGGUCGAUCAGGGAAAUCAGCAUUACGAGGAAAUGAAAAGCAAAGUGGCGCAGAGAGACCAGCAGGUGGAGGAGCUGAAACAGCAGUUGGCUGAGCGUGAAAAUGAAAUGAAUGAAGGCGAAGGCGUGCGUGGACAGCAGGCGGAAGCGCUCGAGAAAGUGAAGGAGAAAUGUGAUGCGUUUGAGAAGGAGUUGCAGGCCAAGCAAGAAGAGUUGGAAGAGAAGAACCGAAUGCUUCAACGCAUGUCGCAGUUGGAAAACGAGCUUAAGGAGCAGUCCGAAGCCUACGAAACGCUGAAGCAGGAGGAGGAAACACGUCGUCGAAAGUUCGUAUUAGUCAAAAACAAGUACGAUUCCGAACUGAAAGCGGCGCAAGACCAAAUCGCGCAGCUUCAGCAGGACUUAGAAGGCUCCGUAGCGAACCAAGAGCAGCGCGCCGAGCUCGAGAAAAUGCGAGAACUCGCAGAGAACCAGUCCAAACAAUUAGCGGAGCAAACCAGCCAGCUUUCACUGCUUCCGCAGCUUCAGAGCGAAAUCGAUGAGCGAGAUCACGAGCUUGCAAAUCUUCGAAACUCGAUUUCGAUUCUGGAAACGCGCUUCGGCGAUUCGCAGCAGCGGUUAGAAAGCGUAGAGAAACAGAACGCACAGAUCAAACUGGAAUACGAGCAGAAACUCGAAAUCGCUCGCCAGGACGUUUCGCAAAGCACGCGAUCGGAAGUUUUGUCGCUGCAGGAAAGCAACGAGAAUCUGAAGAUGCUGCUCAGCACUGCGGAGAAGAAAUACACGCGAUUGGCCGAUCUGAACAGCGAGCUGCAGAAGAAGCUGGACACGAUGGAGCAGCAGAAGCGACUGCAGAACGAUCAGAUAUCGAUCAGCAUGCGAAACGGACGAAUUCAAGCGCCGGAAAUGGCGAACGAGGCGGAGGACGACCAGACGCCGUUGCUGGGAACGGUAGGAGACGAGGGAGAGGGAGGUGAGUCGUAG